Molecule: messenger RNA, 4821 nt
Organism: Nymphaea colorata (pocket water lily)
Lineage: Eukaryota; Viridiplantae; Streptophyta; Magnoliopsida; Nymphaeales; Nymphaeaceae
Product: protein SHORTAGE IN CHIASMATA 1 homolog
Exons: 10
Coding region: 38-4525 (1495 amino acids)
Biological process (GO): resolution of meiotic recombination intermediates; reciprocal meiotic recombination
Source: RefSeq, a predicted model, not a curated record
UGCACAAGAGUGAGAGGGAGAAAGAGAGAGAGGUAGCAUGCGAUCGCGCUUCCUUAACGUCGACUACUUCUGCCAUCCGCCGAGGGAUGUAGGCAUCGAUGACCUCGACUUCCUCGCACUAUCGAUUCCAGAGCCAUGCACUUCCGAUCAGCUUCCUGAAGGAGAAGUUUGUUAUGCGGACCUCGUUCUCACAGUUCCGUCAGACCUAGACCCCCUCUGCUUCGAGAACGCGCUAUCCUGUUUCGUCUCUGCUGCCGUUCCCAGAUUAUAUGACGAUCAGUUAGGAGCCGGAGAGUUUCAGUCAGACCAGAGUGAGACCAACAACUUCAAUGAGCAACAGCAGGAUGGAAAAUAUGAAGCAAAUGAGAAGGACGAACAUGAGUCGGUUAGCUCGGCGCGGAAGACAAUAAUAUUUAAAGGACACUUAUUUGAGGAACCAGAAAUCAGCUCUUCUACAUUAAAUCCAGUAUAUGUUUCAGGCUCCUUUUAUCAAAGAGCUACCAGGUGCAACUCAAAUGAUGCUUUUGAUAGUAUAUCUGGAGCUGCUAGCUCAUAUCUUAAGGAGCUUGUUGGACAAAUUGAUCUUGUGGAUGCCAUGAACCUCAAUCAUGUUGAAGACAAAAAAAGUUUUCAUUUUUGUGAAGCUGCUGGUUACGAGAGGAAAGAAAAACAACUAUUUUUGCCAAAAGUAUCUCUCUUUGAAGCCUGUGAGAUUGGUCCACUCGUGUGUAGUCAUUCCAUGGCAGAGGCAUUUCAUUUUCUUGUUACAGAUAUCAGACUCCACCUCUUGGAAGACAAUGGUUUAGAGCAAGCCCACUGUGUGUACCAAUCCUCUUUCAAUGUUCGCACACUGGAUAGUCUUCCAGCUUGUGCCCUACAUCUACGCAUUCUAGAUUUGGAGCUUCAGCCAUCAGGAAUAGAGUCACAUACAGAGAUUAUAUCUGAUACCUGUUUGCUUUUAAAGACAUUGAACAGUUCUCAUGUACCAUCAGUACAUAACUUUGUGUUCGAUGAGGUUUGGGUUCUUGAUAUAUUUGGCAUGGACCUGAUCAUGUUUUAUGAUAGCUCUAUAGUACCUAUUGACAAUGAAUUUUCAGUGCCUCUAUUAGCAGAUUUGUCCUCAAUUGGAAGCUUCUAUGAAGCUAUUGUUGCCCCUGAGCUAGCUCAGGCAGAUGAUAUGAUCAAGUCAUUGCCAGUUCCUCUUCUAGAAGAUAACGACAUAAUAUCAAUCUCAAAAAUUGUUGAGGCCAUUUUCUGUGAUAUGAAGCUAUGUUUUUCUUCCGCAAGUGAUCAGAUAUAUCUAGAUUGGCAUGUUUCACAAGAAAAUGAAUGCAGUCAUUUGGGUUGUUGUCUCUGCAGAAACAAAUUAGACAUCAUAACUUCCUGUGAGAUGCCAUCUACAAGUGAGUCUCUAAAGGAUGAUGUGCUCAUUAAUAUAAUGCUUUUUGAUAAUUCUUUGAGUAAGUCAGUAUUGCACCAAUUAAAGGAAGCAUGUGAAACCAUCCCCAAUCCACUAUCCAGAAAAGAGGGCAUUGGAAUGCUUCCAGAUGGUGAAACCAUUGCUCACAAGAACUCAGAAAAAGUCUCUGUGUUGCUGGAAUCUACGACACUAGCAAGUGAUGCACAAAAAGGAAUUGCCACAAAAAAUUAUCAAGAUGGAGUGCAUAACAAAACCGUUGAAGAAAGAAUUCACAUGGUUUCAUCCUCUGCAAAUUUCAGUAAGUCAUGCAGUUCUUCAGGCAUGAUUGUUCAUGAAAAGAAUUUUGAGACUCAUGUGAUACACCUUUCUGAUGUUAUCCUGAAUAUUGUGAACAAAAUCUAUGGAAGCUAUAUAUCAACCUUAGGAAACGAGAAAGAGUUGCAGAGUAGCUGCACAACUGGUGAUGCUGAUGUGCACAGGCUUCGAAAGAAGAAGCUUAUGAAGCUGCUUACAAAUUUAACUGAAUCAGCUUUGGCGUGUCAAGAUGAAGGCGUUAUGCAUUUGAUUGUGUUAUAUACUCUGAAGCAGAUGGCAUAUUAUGUGUGUUUCUUGGGCAUCCACACAUGCUAUUUCUAUAUGAGAAACUUUUUGCAGAGAUUUAGAAGUUUAGGAAACAGAUUAGCCUGUCUUAAAUCCUUAGUUGAAGAUGCAUAUCAUAAAGCAGAGAAAGAUGUAAUUGAGUUUCAUCCUGCCUUAUCUGUCAUUGAGGAAAUACUGCAGGCAUGCCCUUCUCAAAGUAGUAAAAUACUGAUUGUGGCAGAAAGAGCUUUUUGGUGGCCUUUGACUAGGAAGCUGGCUGGUCUGAGAAUAUCAUUUCAAGAACUAAGAUUCAAAAGUUCAUUGUCUUACCAAGUGGAUGUGGUGGGAUGCAUCAAUGAGGUUUUGUUGGAGACGGAUUGCCUGAUAAUAUCCAGAGACACUGUUCUGGAGUAUGGAGGACAGUAUGGCUUCUCUAGUGUGACAAACAUUUCUCAGCGGGCUAUUGGAAUGCACCAUGUUCAUUUCCUGAAAAUAAAUUUGGAGGAUCUGGAUGUCUCCACUGUUACUUCUGAAGGCUUCAACAUCUUCCAGCAUCUUGAAUUGUCAAUGGAGGAGAGUUAUCAACCAUUGCCUCAGAUGGUAGGUCUCAAUAAUCAGGAGUUGGACAAUCUUCUAAAUUUUGAUCCCACCUUGGAGGAGGAUUACAAAUUAGCAAAUGUGGCGCUUACUGUUAAAGUUGGGGCAGGAAUUAUUCUUCAAGAUAAUCCAAAUGUGCCACUUCCAAGGGACCCUGACUUUACUGAUUCAUCGAGCCCUUUAUUUCCCAGUAUAGUUGUCAUUACAAACACACAGAAGUUCAGUCAUGAGUUGCUAAUGUCUAGAAGAAGCUCAUACCAGAAGAUACUUGCUAUGGAGAAGGAUGGAAUUCAAGUUGUGGAAAGAGAGAUGCAUCUGCCAGUGGACCUCAUCUUUAGCUCUUCUACUUGCCUACUGUGGUUUGAUGCUAAAAGAGUCAUGUCGAGUUUUCCUGAAGUCAUCCCUCCCUCCAUGCCAUUGUGUGUGGAGAGUAUCGCAACCAAUCUUCUAAUGUCACUUAGCUUCCGUUUUAGUGACUGCAUACUGAUCUUUGAAGGAGAAGCUGGUUUCCUUUCAGCUGUUAUGGAAUCAUCAGAUGGCCUAUAUGCUGCCGCUGCUAGUUUGGACAUGCAUCUACAGCUCUUCUUUUCUGGAUCCUCCGACUUAACAGACAAGAUAGUCCUUAGCUGCAUUAAGUAUGCCUUGAAGUUGAACAAAUGCCAAUGCCCUGCAAUGCUUGAAUCAGAGACACUUGCAGAAUCAUUUCUUGCAAGUUUUCCAUCCAUAAAUCCACUUUCAGCUCAUAUGCUGCUGUCCUGUGAGGCCACCAUCUCUGAAAUUUUUGAGUGGUCAUGUGAGCAGAGACUACAAGCUGUUCAGAAGUAUCAUGUUCCAGAAGACAGCAUUUUCCUGUUCAGCUUUCUGUGCAGAUUUGGGGAUCUUGGUGAGUCAACAUCUGGGGUGACUGAGUGUUCAUCAACAGUGUCUUCUGCCUUUGAUUCUGACAGCAACUACCUUAAAAUGCAAUCACCACGGAAAAAGCAAAAGUACAACAGAGAUGCUCACUUGUUUGACAUUCCAACUAAUGAAUCCCUGCAUUUUGUUCAAGAAAGGAAAUGUGAUAGUACUUCUAGGCUUCCAAGAAAGUUCACGUCAAAACCUGACAAAGUUUGCUUUAAUAGUCCAGACUCAUUCUCUUUCCCAUCAAGUGAGAUUCAACAUCCAGACUUGCAGCUGGAGCCUGGUGCUUCUGGGACAAAGCAGAUGAAAUGGAAUGGCUUUUACCAGACUGAGGGUUGUCACGGAGUUAUAAAACAGGAGCCAAGGGAUUUCAAGCUUCCCAUCUUGAAACAGAACUUUCUUUCAUCUCCAGAAAAUCGAUUUUCCACAUGGGAAUCAGAAGGGGCUGGAAAGGGAACUGAAAGUUUAACGACACAUGGUGAUUGUUCUCUUCUAUUUGGCAAAUCCAGACUUGCUGGUUUCGCAUCUGCAGAUAGUGACAUUGAUUCUGAUAUUUGGACUUCUUUUCUGGACUCAAAAUAUAGUUUAAACAAGGAAUUCUGUGGGCAAAAUCCUAAUGAAAAAAUGGAAGGUUUUUAUAGAAAAGAUGAAGAAGAUAUGUUGCAGGAGGGCAUUGAAAAAUGGAAAUCUAGGAGAGAUUCCAUAAAUAUACAAUUUCAAGAGGAGGUAACUUCGCCAGGUUAUAUUGACAAUUCUUACUUGAAAUCAUCUGGUUUGCAACAUGGGCCUCCUUGGACUGGUGAGUUCCUUAAGAGAAUCAAGCUGAAGAUGAAAAUGCAUGAUAAGUUCAUAGGUGGAAACCAUUCAGGGAAAACUCUGAGCAAAAAACAAAGUUUAAAAAGAAAGAGUCCAUCAAUUCUUGAUUCAUAUAGGUACCAGGGAAGCAGCAGCAAAGAGAAGAAUGUGAGCAACCCAAAAUGGCGUAAGGUUUUUAAACUAGCACAUUAUCCAUCUGGGAACAAAAACUGACCUGCUGAUUAGUACCAUCAUGGACCCUAACGGCAAGAGAUGUAAGCAGAGUUUGUCUUUCAUGAGGAAUGGAAAUGAAAAGCAAAUAAGUUAGUUAAUUGAACAAGGUGUUCAAGGCUUGAGGAAGAGAUCAUGACAGAACUUGGACUGUAAUUGGAGAUGGUAGACAAUUUAUUGCGGGGCUGUGGCCAUUACUUCCGAGCUUGCAUUCAUUAAAGAACUCAUGCCCUGAGCUGCUUUCUGAACUCGAUGAUGCUGAGGUGGCACCAGAUCUUCCAAAAACUUUGAGAUUGCUA